Salmo salar (Atlantic salmon) is the source of this 1275-nucleotide messenger RNA. Lineage: Eukaryota; Metazoa; Chordata; Actinopteri; Salmoniformes; Salmonidae. The record is from RefSeq and is a predicted model, not a curated record.
GAGGAAGGCUGUGCUUCUCUGGUCUCAGCUCUGGAGUCAAACCCCUCACACCUGAGAGAGCUGGACCUGAGUAACAAUGACCUAAAUGAUUCAGGAGCGGAGCUGCUCUCUGCUGGACUGGGGAAUCCCCACUGUAAACUGGAGACUCUGAGGCUGUCACGCUGUCUACUCACAGAGGAAGGCUGUGCUUCUCUGGUCUCAGCUCUGAGGUCAGACCCCUCACACCUGAGAGAGCUGGAUCUGAGUAACAAUGACCUGAAGGAUUCAGGAGUGAAGCUGCUCUCUGCUGGACUGGAGAAUCCCUACUGUAAACUGGAGACUCUGAGGCUGUCAGGCUGUCUAGUUACAGAGGAAGGCUGUGCUUCUCUGGUCUCAGCUCUGAGGUCAAACCCCUCACACCUGAGAGAGCUGGAUCUGAGUAACAAUGACCUGAAGGAUUCAGGAGUGAAGCUGCUCUCUGCUGGACUGGGGAAUCCCCACUGUAAACUGGAGACUCUGAGGCUGUCAGGCUGUCUAGUCACAGAGGAAGGCUGUGCUUCUCUGGUCUCAGCUCUGAGGUCAAACCCCUCACACCUGAGAGAGCUGGACCUGAGCUACAAUCACCCAGGAGACUCAGGAGUCAGACUGCUCUCUGCUGGACUGGAGGAUCCACACUGCAGACUGGAGAAACUCAAUGUGGAACAUGGUGGAGCGAACACAAUGGAACCUGGGCUUAGAAAAUAUGUCUGUGAUCUAACACUGGACCUAAACACAGUAAACAGACUCCUCUCUCUGUCUGAGGAGAACAGAAAGGUGACAUGUAGGAGAGAGGAGCAGCCGUAUCCUGAUCACCCAGAGAGAUUUGAGGUCUGUGAACAGGUGCUGUGUAGAGAGGGUCUGACUGGGCGCUGUUACUGGGAGGUAGAGAUGACUGGGAGAGGGGCUGUUAUAGGACUGACAUAUAAAGGAAUCAAAAGGAGAGGAAGGGUUAAUGACUGUGGGAUUGGAUGCAAUGACAAGUCCUGGAGUCUGAUCUGCCAUGACAACCGUCACAGAGCCUGGCACAAUAAUAUCUCCACUACCAUAGACGUCCCCUCCUCCAGCUCCCACAGAGUAGGAGUGUAUCUGGACUGGCCAGCCGGCACUCUGUCCUUCUAUAGAGCCUCCUCUGACACACUGACCCACCUGAUCACAUUCACCUCCACAUUCACUGAGCCUCUCUAUCCAGGGUUUAGGGUUUAUGAUGUUGACUCCUCAGUGUCCCUGAAAUAAUAACCUGAUACACACACUGGACAC